AUGGACAUUGACGAGUUCUCAGACGACGGAUUCGACGACCUCACCGACAACGUCCUGCAGGAGCUCGAGCGAAACGCCAUCCAGCUCACCCAAGGCCGUGCCCUGCACCCAAGCCAGCAGCGUCAGCCUAGUCAGGAUGUCCUGCAGCACCGGUAUUCCGACUACGGAUGGGAGGAGGAGGACGAUGAUCUGGACACCACCGAGGUGACCAACGAUGUGGGAGCGCCCAUCGGCCGCCCCGUCGUCGACAAGACGCUCCAGCAACGGCAGCAGCACCACCCCGCCUCAACCCACGUUCCUCGUCGGCCCAUCCCUCCUGUGCCGAACCCACGAUGGAAUCCCACCGUUGAUCCAACGAGCCGUCAGGCCGCUCCUAUGGCCGCCGGUGCUCGCCUGCCCAGCGCUGCGGCCCCGAGCCAGCAGUUUCCCGGCUCGCAGCGCUUCCAGCCGCAAGGGCCGGGCCGCAUCAACCAACCUCAGCCGAGCCAGUUUGCGCGGCCGGCCCUGCCACCGGGCGGCCGGUUCCCCGCGUCCCAGGCGUCUCAAGCCCCAUCAGUCGACAUGGUGUCGGCCCUGCAGCAGCGCCUGAGGACUCUCGAGACGGAGCUUCACAUUGCGCGAGGCGAGGUGUCCAUUAUCCGAGCCAACUCGACCAAGGCGCAGCAGGAAUACGACGCCCAGGUUGCGCGGCUCAAGAAGCUCAAUGCGGAGCAGCUGGCCAAGCAGGAACGCAUCGUCGAAGCCGCCGUCGCGGCCGAGAAGAGCGCCAACACGGAGCUGCAGUUUCUCCAGCGGGACAUGCGUGAAGUUAGCGACCGGGCGCGGAGGAGAGAUACUGCCGGUCCUGCCGCGGCCGCGGGAGUUGUGACUACACCAAAGAAGGCCAACAAGACGUGGGGUAUCGCCGAUGGCUUCGACGAGAUGGACAUUGCCCUGAGCCCUAGCAAGGGCCAGGGACGCGGCAAGGCCUCCGGCUCGGUUGCGGCCAAUGUUGGGGAGAGGACGCCGAGCAAGGGCAAGCGGAAAAGGCCGGUGAUGGACAGCCCGAUAGCGGCUCUGGAGACGCACACCGAGGACGUCGAAAUGGGAGACGACAAGCCGGCUUCACAGGGGUUGCACUCAACUAUGGUCAUGGCCGCCCCGACAGCACCAUUCGAGUUCCUCCAACUGGUACUAGAUCACGGAUCCUUUCAUCAGCAGCCCCCCACUUUCGACACGCUGUCGCGCUUCUCAUUUCCUUCAGACCCGACAGGCACAUCAUUUGCCGCCAUGAUCUUCGAGAAGCUGCCUCUGAUGGGCAACCCGCACCGGCCGAUGCAGCUGCUGGUGGAUUUUGCGGAGCACAUCGUUGCUAUGUGGACUCGCUGCCUCGAGGAGCAGUUCUGGGAGCCGGUCAAGUACCUCGUCGCGCUUGUGUCAUUUACUUUUGACCUACACGUCAUCUCAGUGGCGCCGCUCGUGGUCGGGAACCUGGUCCCCGUCGCCCAGUCGACGAUACUUACCCUCGCUGAGGCGCGCCGUCGAGCCCCAGAUGGCAAUCUCUCCAACAGCGACGAGUACGCAUUCUUUGAGGAGCACAUUGACACGACGCAAAUACUAUCGCUACUCACACUUUCUGCGCUUGCAUGCGCAACGACACCCAGCGAGACGGAGAAUGGCUUUGAGUGCACAGCAAGCGGCUUCUGGAAGCUCAUGUCAUUGGAUCUGGUGCUACUGCUCCUGACGCCACGACAGCUCUUUAGCGAUAUCCUUGUCAUGCUGGACCUUCUGGCCUCCUCGUCGCUGCCGGGGUCCAUUGGCCCUGUCACUGACGAAGCCGAGCCCACUGUCAUCGCGCGGGCCAUCAUCGAACGGGUGUCAGCCAAGUUGACAGAGCCUUUGCGGGCGACGACGACGCCGGAGCAGCGCCGGAGACUGCGCCUGGCCGCACUGCGAACGCUGGUUGCGUUUGCGCGAUAUCCCUUUGGCGCAAUGCAGCUUGCCUGCCACGACAAUGCACUGCCACGUUUGGUAACGUGUCUGAGCACGUCAAUAGACGACUUGUACGACCAGCCAAUUCCAUCGUCCGCCGUUGACCCUUUGCCACGGGCCAUUACGUCCUCCUCGAUCAGAAUCCCACAAUCGACCACGUCGACGGACCUUUUCAAGAUCAUCUCACAGAGCGUCGCCUUGAUCCACACGCUCGUCACGAAUGAGAAGACAUCCAACGUGGCAGACAUCGGCCAGAAGCUGUCCAUGACGCACGGGGGCAGCCAGCGGUACCUCAUUGCCCUCGGGAGGCUCACUUUUGCGGAGGACUUGAUUAUUGAAAAGGGCAUCGAGGUGGAGGUGGUGGAUGCGGCGCACGAGCUGUUGGAGAUGGCGGUCACGCCCGAUGAGGGUUUUGCCGUAGGCGAGGCGUUCGGGACAUGA
Purpureocillium lilacinum is the source of this 2412-nucleotide messenger RNA. RefSeq lists its product as uncharacterized. Lineage: Eukaryota; Fungi; Ascomycota; Sordariomycetes; Hypocreales; Ophiocordycipitaceae. The record is from RefSeq and is a predicted model, not a curated record.